This is a messenger RNA of Nilaparvata lugens (brown planthopper), 4629 nucleotides long. Its product is annotated as RGM domain family member B. Bases 447 to 1730 code for a protein of 427 amino acids. Gene Ontology annotation, cellular component: plasma membrane. NCBI's taxonomy places the organism in Eukaryota, Metazoa, Arthropoda, Insecta, Hemiptera, Delphacidae. Gene Ontology annotation, biological process: BMP signaling pathway. Gene Ontology annotation, molecular function: coreceptor activity. The record is from RefSeq and is a predicted model, not a curated record. The transcript has 5 exons.
GCACAUCUGUAGCGCGAGUCUCUUUUCACACCGUUCUCGCUCUUUUUUGUUUGGGGGACUUGUUCUGAUGAGGUGGAGUAGGGGUCAGGAGACGAAACGUCUGCUGCGACAGUCUUGUUCAGUUAACUACAAUCUUGUAGUUCAGUUAACUGCCCAACUCCCGGCAGACGCGAUCUGCGGUUGUUCUGUAUCCCGAAAGUGAUCAGUGUACUUUCGUUUUCUUCUUAUCAGUGGGUGCCUCUUAUCACGGAACCGGCUGAGGGGUCGCUGCGACUUCGGGCGAGUAUUGAUCGGCACGAGAGGGUGGCUUUCAACCGGGGUGACGACCGACGACCCGACCGACGACUUGGACUAAUCCCCGCAACGCGGCAACGACACUCACUCUCACAUCAUCGCGCGUGUUGGUCGUGUCGCUACGCGAUAUACUAUGUGAACCAGUGUUUGCCAUGGUCUUCCGCUUCAUUAUUAGCGGUGGGGGAUGGUGUGAUGUGGUCUCCCGGAAUGGACACGUGAUGGAUUGGGCGGUACUGCUACUAUCUCUAUCGAUGAUGGCGAUAGUGAACUGUGGAGGCUGUAAACUGGAGCACUGUACUCGGCUCUACGACAACCAGCUGGAGGAGGAGGGUGUUCCGGGUCCGGAGGCGACGCCGGCGUACUGCCAGGUGCUUCUAGCCUACGGCCAAUGUCUGCAGGAGACGGGUCGUUACUGUCGCGGCAACCUCAAGUAUCACACGACAAUGUCGAUGCUCAAACCGCUCACGAUCCGAUACAACUGCACGCAGGCCAAGGGUGGCAAACAGUCGUCACGGCCCGGUCACCAUCCGUCAUCACCCGACCACUCGUCACGGCCUGAGCCGGCUUGCUCGUUCAACUGGAGGCGGAGGUCUGUUUAUAAGUACUGCAGUUUGUUCGGCGAUCCUCACCUCAAGACUUUUAGCGGCUCGCAUGAGACUUGUCGAGUGCAGGGCGCCUGGCCACUCAUCGACAACCCUUUCCUCGCCGUGCAGGUCACCAACGAGCCUGUCAGCGAUGCUUCGCUCGCCACUGCUACCACCAAGGUGACGGUGAUAAUAAAAGGCAGAAGCACACCGUGCACAGUGGAGAGAACGUACGAGGCAACAGCCGAUCUGCCCCUCCCCGCCUCCUUCAUAGACGGUACCUACAAGACGGACCACAUUUCGAUCAACGCCAGCACAGAGAACAACUCCGAGAAGGUGGAGAUCUACAUCAGGUACAUCGAGACGACGGUGGUCAUCCGCAGGGUGAAACGGUACCUGGCGUUCUCAGCCAAACUGCCGGCCGACCUCAUCGAGCCUCUCAUGCAGGAUGAUAGUAACCUGCAACUGUGUACGCAGGGGUGUCCGCCUGGUGAGAGGUUAGACCUCGUGACGGCGCGGGGAGAGGUCAUGUCCUGGAAGGCGGCGGUAGACAAGUGUCAGGCGGUGAACACUCUCAGUAACGACGUCACCUCAGUUCUGACGGACCAAUACUUGGAUUGGUGCGUUUUUGACGCCAUGACAGCGGGUGCGGGACACGGUUUCACCAGUGCGGCUCACUUCGCUCGCGCAGAUGCGCUCACUAUGGACCCGGAGUCCCUACUUAACCGUACCACACCGCUGCUCCUAGACCAGUCACAACUCAGUAGUUCCUCAACCUAUCUGUAUAGUCUCUAUGUACAUUUAACUGCAUUAAUUUCGGUAUUACUUGUAAGUAGGUUAAUGUCAUCGUGAAGACGUUGAUUGUUAACAUAGAAACACGUUGAAAAACGUAAUAAACUGAUAGUAGUAACGUUAAAUCACGUUGAAAAACGUGGAAACUGAAUUGAAAUGAUAGAUUCUGAUCUAAACUGGUUUGAGAUUUGAAUAUUGAGAGACUUCUUCAUAUUGUGAUAUUGUAUUGUUAAUUUCACACUUCAAUAAUCAACUUGCAGGACUGCAGUUUCCUGUUGAAACCAACUGAAGUUCAACUCCUUCUUCCUUUCACAGUUAAGGCAUCACUGCCUGUUCCGAACCUCAUAGUCUCGAUGUCCUGCAUGUUGAUAUAAAGUGUGUAAUUGACUAUAAAAUGUAAUUGAACGCUGAUUGCAUCAUCAAUUUUCAGGUCUGCAGUUAGUGGUGAAACCUAGGUGUAACUGGAGUCCUCUAGAUUGUUUAUUAAAGUGUGGAUUUGACAAUACUAGCAAGUGGAACACUGAUUGUAUUCUCAAUUCAACACUUCAUUAGUUAACUCGCAGGACUGCAGUUUCGUGUUUAAACUAACUGAAUUCCUGCCUGUUGAUAAAUAACGUGUAAAAUUGAAAAUAGAAUCAGUGCUUUUCAAUUCUGGUUUGAUUAGUAUUUGAAUGUGUAUACUCUUCUACUGAGACAUAGAAUCAAUCUAUACUCGCUCAACUAAAUAUCACAGUAAUUGUUUUAUGAAUUUCACAAAAUUCCAAACACAAUCCCUAUACCCAACAUCUAAAAGAGAAAUGGAUUGCUCCAUCUCACCAAUACCUAACUAUAUUAUGUUUUUGUAGCUCUUUAUCAUCAGUAUUCUGAAGAACUCUUGAUUGAUGUAUGUUAUGUACGUAUUAUAUAGAUGUUUUGUAAAUGUGUAUUGUAUGACUUACUUUGAAUUUGAUGCAGAGCAAAAGUACCAACAUUAUUGUGUAAUAGAAAAAUUAUUGUUAUCAAUGAGUUGUAAUAUUUUAGUAAUGCUACAUUUCGUGUCUUGAUUGUUUUUGAAAAAUUCGAUUUAAUAUGUUUUAUUCUUCAAAUAUUUUUCUUUACUGGGAUAUCUUAGUCUUUAAUAAUGCAAUGGAGUUAUAUUAUUGAAAUAUGGCUAUCCAAAAAUUUAACUUAUACAGUAUCAAGGAAUUCAUUAAAUGAUUCUCUGAAAUAGAAUAGAAAUGAAUUUUAUUCAACAAAACAAAUUUCAAAUAGUUCUCAGUCUCAUAGGAAACAAAUUUAAAAUAAAGUUGUAUGAAAUGUUUUAAAGGUGGAAUGGAAUUGAGCUGAUGAUUAUAAACAGUUCAUCAUUAUUGAUUUACUAACGAAAAUUGUAUUAUUAUGUCAGUCACAUCAUUUGAAUGGAUGUGAUGAAUAAUAAAAUUGAAUAUUAUUAUCAAAAGCGAUUGAUUCAGCUGUUAUGAUCUCAUAUAGGCUAAACAUUGGAAAAAAUUGAUACCGUAAUGAAAGCUUGAAAAAGUAAAAUUUAUUGAAGAAAACUCUUCCAAAACAUGAGAGUUAAAAAUUGAGCCAGAAUAUGAGAGUUGGAAUGGAUAAUAUCGAGUUUAGUAUCAGAAUAUCAUUUCUAUUUAUAUGUUGUGAUAAUUAGGAUAAUAAUUUGUAAAUAGAUUCGUAUGCUUCUGUCUAAAAAUACUCAGUCUUCUUUGAUUCACUUGUAAGAUGAAUUUUUCGCUCAUGUGAACGGAACUCUAUUAAUUUAUUAAAACUAGUUUAAAUUAGUCUGAUAUAGUACAAAUUGACAAGUACUAAUAUUUUUCCUUUGUGUAAAAAACAUAUUAGUUGCAAACUUUUUUAGUUUUGCAAAAUAACUACUACCAUUUUUAAAAGUGGAUGAACUUUGGUGCGUAGCUUUAAUUUUGUUUUGUAAAUUUGUGUAGAGUAUUAUAAUUAUUUUUCGUUAUAUUUGUAUUUAAUUUCCAUGUUGAUAAUAUGAAAAUUUGAAACUAAAAUGUCAGAGAAGUUUUCCUUCAUUUAAAUUAACAAUUUGGUUUUAUGUAUUCAUAAAAAAAUAACUUUCUCACUUCAUUGGAUAAAUGUUAUCAAAUGUCAACAAAUUUAACAAUUUAAAUUUAUGUUUACAUUAAAAAUAACUUCUCCAGCCAUUUUUUAUCGAUAAAUUUUAUUCUGUCAUCAAAAUUGACUAAAGUACAAAGUUAGGCUAUGUAGAAUAUAAUUCUACUACACCCCCAUGUUUCUAGAAUUUAGAUAAUAAUUCUCUCAUAUUUUCUCAGACUAUUUCUUGCAAUGGAUAGUUCCAAUUUCAUCUUCAACGUAUUGUCCUUUGCUAUACAAAUUAUUGCUCAUUGUGAAUAUUGAAUUAUAUAUUUUCUCUUGAAACUGAUGUCAAACAUUCCAUGCAAGUACUAUAUCAGUUUUUAUGUGUCGACCUAAAGUUUGUUUUAAAAUUUUCAUUUCUUUUCUGUCUCACAUUUAUGUCUCUGUGUGUACGAUGUCUAUGUAGAAUAACUUUAUCGCUUUGAUAAAUUUGUUCAAUUCAAAUUCUUUUCAAACUAAAAUCAUCCACUUUAUAUUUUAUAAUUUCUUUGAAGAUUCAAUUGGAAUUAUCGUUUGCUUGAAACAGAAUCCUUCCACAAUGAACUUCACUAGUGAUGAAGUAUUAUAAAAGCGACAUCUAUUUGUAAAUUGUACAUGCUUGUGUGUAUAUAUUCUGCUGUAUUAUAUUUUAGUCAUAUAUGAUAACUUUUGUGUAAGAUUUGACAUUGUGAAUAGUAAUUCAGGUAUACUAACUGUAAAUAAUUAGAAUGUACAGAUAUAUGUUUUUGAAUGUCAUGAAGGAAUAUGAGUAUUUAUCUUUCAGAAAAAUCUGUAUUUGAAGCAAGCUAGAGACUGACUGAUAGAAUGUAAAUAGCGAAAUAAAAGAUGAAAUCUUGACUAAUCAUAA